Messenger RNA from Phlebotomus argentipes, 4057 nucleotides. RefSeq names its product valine--tRNA ligase (gene ValRS). Lineage: Eukaryota; Metazoa; Arthropoda; Insecta; Diptera; Psychodidae. The record is from RefSeq and is a predicted model, not a curated record. Gene Ontology annotation, molecular function: ATP binding; aminoacyl-tRNA deacylase activity; valine-tRNA ligase activity. Gene Ontology annotation, biological process: valyl-tRNA aminoacylation. Bases 161 to 3289 code for a protein of 1042 amino acids. Gene Ontology annotation, cellular component: cytosol. The transcript has 4 exons.
AGGCCAGCAAUUGUCGUACUUUCUCUUUCACGCCUCGUGUGAACAAUCACUCAGCCUCCGUGGAGGUUUUCAAGAAAAUACUCGUGGCAGUUUUGCUAGUCGCGCAAGUACUUUGUGAGUGUGCUUGAGAGCCGUCCAGGAGCCCCAUUGUGAGUCGAACAUGAGUGCCCAGGCGGAGAAUGCCGCGUGCCAGGAGGGCGAGGAGCCCCAGGUGAAGUCGGCCAAGCAGCUGGAGAAGGAGGCCAAGAAGGCGGCCAAGCUGCAGAAGCUGCAGCAGAAGAUGGACAAGAAGAGCACCGCUCCGGCACCGGCCAAGGAGAAGCCCGAGAAAAAGGCAAAGGAGACGAAGGAGGCGGCUGUGUACGAGGGAAACACAGCGCCAGGGGAGAAGAAGGACUUGUCCGGCAGCUUUCCGGACGCCUACAGUCCGAAGUACGUGGAAGCUGCCUGGUACAGCUGGUGGGAGAAGGAGGGUUUCUUCAAGCCGGAGUAUGGAAGAUCUUCCGUGCUGGAGCCCAAUCCGAAGGGUAUGUUCUCCAUUGUCAUCCCACCGCCGAAUGUCACCGGCUCGUUGCAUUUGGGUCACGCUUUGACCAACGCUAUCGAGGAUGCGAUCACGCGAUGGCACCGGAUGAAGGGGCGCACGACGCUCUGGGUUCCCGGCUGCGAUCACGCCGGCAUCGCGACGCAGGUCGUGGUGGAGAAGAAGAUGUGGCGCGAGCAGAAGCAGACGCGCCACGACGUGGGCCGUGAGGCGUUUAUCGAGAAGAUCUGGGAGUGGAGGAACGAGAAGGGCGACCGGAUCUACGAUCAGCUGCGGCGCCUAGGCUCCUCGCCGGACUGGAGCCGCGUGGCCUUCACGAUGGACCCGAAGCUGUGCACGGCGGUCGUGGAGGCGUUCGUGCGCCUGUACGACAGCGGAUACAUCUACAGAAGCAGCAGAUUGGUGAACUGGUCGUGCACCCUGCGAUCGGCCAUCUCGGACAUCGAAGUGGACAAGAUUGAGCUGCCCGGAAGGACUUUCCUGUCCAUUCCCGGCUACGAGAAGCCCGUGGAGUUUGGUGUUCUCGUGAAGUUUGCCUACAAAGUCGAUGGCGAGGACAAGGAGAUCAUCGUGGCGACGACGAGAAUUGAAACCAUGCUCGGCGACACGGCCGUUGCGAUUCAUCCCAAAGAUCCCAGAUACCAGGACUUGCACGGGAAGUUCGUGAAGCAUCCUGUCAGCGGAAAACUCCUGCCGAUCGUCUGCGAUGACUUCGUAGACAUGGAAUUCGGCACAGGCGCCGUGAAGAUCACUCCUGCGCACGAUCCCAAUGAUUAUGAAGUGGGCAAGAGGCACAAUCUGCCCUUCGUGACCAUCUUCAACGAUGAUGGAAUUGUUAUUGGCGACUGCGGCGAAUUCACGGGCAUGAAGAGGUUCGAGUGCCGCGUGAAGAUUCUGGCGAAGCUCAAGGAAUUGGGUCUCUAUCGCGACACGGAGAAUCACCCGAUGGUCGUGCCCAUGUGCAGUCGCUCCAAGGACAUCGUGGAGCCCAUGAUCAAGCCUCAGUGGUACGUGAAGUGCGACGAGAUGGCGGAGAAGGCGAAGGAGGCCGUGCGCUCGGGUGAGCUUAAGAUCAUCCCUGAGGCGCACACGAAGACCUGGUUCCACUGGAUGGACGGCAUCAGGGAUUGGUGCAUCUCCAGGCAGCUGUGGUGGGGCCACAGGAUCCCCGCUUAUCGUGUGGACUUCAUCAAGCGUCCCGCGAAUCUGCCCGAGGAGGAGAUUUGGAUUGUGGGCCGAACAGAGGCGGAGGCAAGGCAACGCGUCCAAGACAAGUACAGCAUUCCACAGUCGGACUUCACGCUGCAUCAGGACGAGGAUGUCCUGGACACGUGGUUCAGCUCAGGACUCUUCCCCUUCUCAGUGUUUGGCUGGCCCAACGAGAACGCCGAUUUGGAGGUCUUCUAUCCAACAUCUCUGCUGGAGACUGGACAUGAUAUCCUGUUCUUCUGGGUCGCCAGGAUGGUGUUCUUCGGACAGACGCUCCUGGGCAAGCUGCCCUUCCGCGAAGUCUUCCUGCAUCCCAUCGUGAGGGACGCGCACGGGCGCAAGAUGUCCAAAUCCCUCGGCAAUGUCAUCGAUCCCAUGGACGUGAUCACAGGCAUCGCUCUGGAGGAUCUGCACAAGCAACUGUACGACUCGAAUCUCGACCCGAAGGAGAUCGAGAGAGCCAUCGCGGGCCAGAAGAGGGACUAUCCGAAUGGCAUUCCCGAGUGCGGCACGGAUGCAAUGAGAUUCGCGCUGUGCUCGUACAUGACUCAGGGCAGGGACAUCAAUCUGGACAUCUUGCGCGUGCAGGGAUACAGAUUCUUCUGCAACAAGCUGUGGAACGCCGCGAGAUUCGCCCUCACUUACCUCAAUCAGGGCGUUUUCUCGCCCAUUGAGCAACUGACUGGCGAGGAAGGCAAUAUGGAUUUGUGGAUUCUCUCGCGACUGGCCACAACAAUUGAGGCGUGCAACAACAGCUUUGAGUCGUACGAAUUCGCCGCUGCCACGAAUUCCUGCUACAGCUUUUGGCUCUACGAACUCUGUGACAUCUAUCUGGAGAGUGUGAAGCCCGUGUUCGCGUCGGGCAGCGAGAAGGCGAAGGACAGCGCGCGCAGGACGCUGUACACGUGUCUGGAGUACGGCUUGAAGCUGAUCUCGCCGUUCAUGCCGUUCAUCUCUGAGGAGCUGUUCCAGCGUCUGCCGCGCGCCGACACGACAGUGCCCAGCAUCUGCGUGUCGCCGUAUCCGGAGGUGCGGGAGUGUCCAUGGAAGAGUGACACGAUCGAGAGAGAGUUUGACUUGGUCAACAAGGCGGCGAAGAUCAUCAGAUCGGCGCGCAGUGACUACAACUUGCCGAACAAGACCAAGACGGAGAUUUUCGUGGUGUGCUCGGAGGAGGGCGUGCAGGAGGUGCUGCGGAAGUUCUCUGACGAUCUCUGCACGCUGGCGUACUGCGCCAAGGCUGUGUUCGGAGAGGAUCCACCUGCGGGCUGUGCUAUUCUCACGAUCACGGCUCAGUGUGAAGUGCAUUUGCUGCUCAAGGGACUGAUCGAGGUGGAGAAGGAGAUUGCGAAAAUGGAGAAGAAGCGCGAGCAACUGAUGUCAACUGUCAGCAAAUUGAGUCAAUUGAUCUCUUCGGCUGACUACCAGACGAAAGUGCCUGAGGAAGUGCGAGCCAGCAAUGCGGAGAAGUUGACGCAGUCGGAAAUUGAAAUUAAGCGAAUUGUGGCGGCGAUUGAGACGCUGAAGCUCAUGUAAAACAGCUCAUCUGUGAGAGUUUAAAUACCUCUUUAGGUUGUUACGAAUUGUGUUAUGCACCAUUUCUUCAUACAAUUUACACACAGCGCAACUCAAAAAAAAAAUAGCACGAAGAUGACCAUAAAUCCCUAAGUGGGGAAUCAAUCAACAGAACGCUGACCUCGUCAACUUGACUUGCAAAACAAUUUCUCGAUAAACAGUUUAAAGAAAUGUGUGUGGAAGUCAAAGGUUAUCAGUAUUUUUUGUUCUCCUUUCAAUUCUACAUAGUUCUUCGCCUCUCACUUGAAGUUUUUCUCUGGGCCUUUCUGCGCUGUUUAAAUUGCAUGCUUGGGUCAGGUAGAGAUUUAGGGCCUCUUUUCAGCUCCUCUCCCGAGAGAUUAUUAUCCACUUGAGACGAAGAUGUGCGCGAGGGACACAAGAGGCCCUGCAGAGAGUUUUAAUGAUUAGUGAGUACAGGGUUAUUCGUUAGAGCAUUGCUUCUACUAUCCUAGCGAUAUUUUCUUAUCAUUAGUAAUUUAUAAAAGUAAUUUCGUAUACAUAUAAUUGUAAUGAAAUGUCCAACUAUUCAAUUCUUAUACAGAAAACUUGGUUUAGGGUAUUUAUAAAAUGAUUCUUCGUUACCAGCAAAAGUUGCUAAGCAUUUAACAGAGGACAAUAGAAGAUGGGCAUGAGCAUAUUAUCACACAUUUCCUAUAAAAUAGCCAAAUCAACCAAUUAGACACAGAUAUUGUACUUUAUCAGCUGAUCAGCUCCAAAUAAAUGCGAUUG